AUGAGCUUAAAUUCAAAUAUUGAUAUACAAGAUCGAACAUUAGAGUUCAAACAAUGUGUUAACACUUUCGAAAGGCAAAAUGCAAAAAGCAGGAAGAGCUAUUCGGACCAGACAAAAAGGCAACCUAGAUCUAGUGCCAUUAACAGGAAUCAAUUCACAAAGGAUGCCUCAAAGAUUGCAAAGGAUAUAGCGAGGGUUACCGAAUCGUUAUCUAAAUUGGCUCAGCUAGCUAAAAGAAAGCAACUUUUUAACGAGAGGGCCUCGGAUAUUAUAGAGUUGACAUAUGUUAUCAAGCAGGACAUAUUUGGGAUUGAAAAGUCAUUAAAGGUAUUACAACAGAAGGCAAAUGCUAAAGGAGGCUCGUCCGAUAAACAGCUUGACCUCUACAAUAAGAAUGUGGUUCAGCUAUUAAAUACCAAGACGAAAAAUAUAAGUGAGGCAUUCAGAGAUGUUUUACAGGUGCGGCAAAAGAGUGAACUUGCACAGAGAUCUAGACAAGAGCAACUUUUGGCUACUGCAAAACCAGGAAAUGGUUCCACUGCACCUGAUGCUUCUGGAAAGCACCAAGAAGAUCGCUUGCAAAAUGCGAACAGCAUUCCUUACGCACUUAGAAGCAAAGCAAAUGGUCAAAAUGCGUCAGCUAUGUCGAAAUCUUCGGAGAAUCCAUUUAUGGUGCCUUUAUCAGGAGCAGAUGGUACUGCAGAUCCAGCCAUUUCAGACAUAACCAACAUUGGCGAUAAUGCGGACGUGUUAGCUCUUCCAAACCAAUCACAGCAGAUGUUACUUAUGCAUGAGCAGGACAACAGGUAUUUGCAAGAACGAAACAGUGCAGUGGAAACUAUAGAAUCUACAAUUAAUGAAGUUGGAGGCUUGUUUCAGCAGCUUGCUACUAUGGUUCAGGAGCAAGGAGAAGUUAUUCAAAGAAUAGAUGAUAAUGUGGAGGACGUGAGUCUUAAUAUUGGGGGAGCACAUAGAGAGUUACUAAAAUACUAUAACAGUAUAAGUAGCAAUCGCUGGUUGAUGCUUAAGAUUUUUGGAAUUUUGAUCAUAUUUUUCCUUUUAUGGGUAUUGGUCAGUUGA
Brettanomyces bruxellensis is the source of this 1080-nucleotide messenger RNA. RefSeq lists its product as uncharacterized. Gene Ontology annotation, biological process: endoplasmic reticulum to Golgi vesicle-mediated transport; vesicle fusion; intracellular protein transport. NCBI's taxonomy places the organism in Eukaryota, Fungi, Ascomycota, Pichiomycetes, Pichiales, Pichiaceae. Gene Ontology annotation, molecular function: SNAP receptor activity; SNARE binding. Gene Ontology annotation, cellular component: SNARE complex; Golgi membrane; endomembrane system. The record is from RefSeq and is a predicted model, not a curated record. The transcript has a single exon. Bases 1 to 1080 code for a protein of 359 amino acids.